GGGAGGUUGCUACACUAUUUUUGGGAUGACCCUAUUCAAUGACGUAAUCAUCAUGGCGGACGAGGGCGAAGAAAAUCUGAGUCCGGCAGAAAAACUGGCCAGAAAACACAAGCAAGAGAGGAAGGAACUCCAAGCCAAAGUCCAACAGAUGAAGAACUCUGUCCCUAAGAACGAUAAGAAGAGGAAGAAGCAGCUGACAGUCGAUAUCGCACAACUGGAGGCUGAGCUGGAUGAGAGACACCACAGGGAGGAGGAGGAACUGCAGGCAGGGGCUGGUGAUGUGGGCGAAGAGGCUGAACAGUUGAAGCAAGUUGGUGAUGAGAAAAGCAUGUCAACCCUUCGCCAGUUGACAGCGGAGUAUAUGAAGUCCCACACAGAUGACUUCCUCCCUUUCCUGUCCAAACAUGACACCGGAGACCCUUACACACCAGAGGAGUUUGAGGACUACUGUAAUGAUAUUGCAAACACUGCUGCCUGGGGAGGACAACUAGAGCUACAAGCGCUGUCCAGAAUACUGAUGUGUUCCAUUGAGGUUAUCCAGGCUGAGGGACCUGCCAUCAAGAUAGGGGAGGAGUAUGAUGCCAAGCUGCCAAUCAUUCUGACGUACCACCGCCACAUGUAUGGCCUAGGUGAGCACUAUAACACCGUCAGACCUUUGGGUGAAGAAUUAGCUGAAGAGGAAGAUUCCUAACAUCAACCAAACUUGUAACAAAGCAAUGUUGCAAUACUUGUCUUGCACACAAAAAAUCUAUGGUCAGUAGUUGUUGAGAUAAGAACACCAGCCAAAGAGCAGUGAUUAACAAGGUUUGUCUUGUUUUCCUGUUCAAAAAUGUUCUGCUCAACAGAUACCUACCACAAACGUGUAUAUGUGAUGACAGUGUGUGUUGUGUUGAAUGUAUGGAUUCUACAAUGACUGUUUUAAUUCAGAAGGCUCUAUGCACAGAAAGUAGCUAUGCCUGAACAUUGACACUGAUUUCUUUUGUGACAGACAUCACGAUCAAUGCGAAUGUAUGUGUACGGGAAGAAAGUUGUCUUCUGUAAAAUAUACUUGAUAAGGAGUUAAAGAAAGAUGUUUUUAAACACAUAGUUGACCCAUGUAACUAUGGAAUGAAAGGUGUACGUUUAACUGUUACUAUUUUUUACUCAAUUGACAAAAAGAAACGGGUAAUAGGGACAAUUUUUCCCUGGACAGGGGGAGAAGCAAUUAUAAUGAGAGAGGUCAUUUUCUAGAAGGGCUUGAAAAGGGACGCUCUGUAUUUGUAUGAUGUGCCAUAGAUAGGAUUGUAUGAAAUAUUAUAAGAAGUACCGACCCAUCGCAAAGCCAUGUUUAAGCUAAGGGAAACUGAAGUCAUGACUGCUCAGUUGUUGCUAUAGUAACCCACCUUCCAUAAAUAGUUUCAUUAGGUUGUCUGUUUCAUUUUGUACUGGUGAAGGCGACAGAAGGUCGUCGAAACGUUUUCGGAAGAAUUAAAAGAAGGUUGUGUAA
This is a messenger RNA of Branchiostoma floridae (Florida lancelet), 1486 nucleotides long. RefSeq names its product deubiquitinase OTUD6B-like. Gene Ontology annotation, biological process: protein deubiquitination. Gene Ontology annotation, molecular function: cysteine-type deubiquitinase activity. The record is from RefSeq and is a predicted model, not a curated record. Lineage: Eukaryota; Metazoa; Chordata; Leptocardii; Amphioxiformes; Branchiostomatidae.